Vigna radiata var. radiata (mung bean) is the source of this 1916-nucleotide messenger RNA. RefSeq lists its product as uncharacterized. The record is from RefSeq and is a predicted model, not a curated record. The coding region runs from base 489 to 1688 and encodes 399 amino acids. Lineage: Eukaryota; Viridiplantae; Streptophyta; Magnoliopsida; Fabales; Fabaceae. The transcript is spliced from 15 exons.
CUUCUCUUUCUCUCUCCACAAAAAUUAAUUUGUAUGAUCUAGUAGGAGAAGAGAAAGGGAACUCAAAACCCAAAACCCAAAGGUAAAAGAUGAAGGACCAUGUCCUUUCAUGCUGUUUAAACUCUAAAGAUCUUGUUUUGUAGUCAUAUAAACUCAGAGGGAAGAAGAUUCCAUUCUUCAUUUAUUUCUUUAUACGUCUCUGCCUCUUAAAAAUUCUUUCUUUCUUCCUUCUGUAAUAUCCAUCUUUGUUUUCGAUCAACCCCAUCAAACUCCUCGCACUUGGGCUGUUUUUUUUCUUCUGCUUUUUACCAGAAAGCCUUCCAACUUUGCUCAGAUCUUCGACUUCUUCCUGCAGGGUUUCUAUUAUUCUAAUUUAACAAGCGUACGUAGCUGUUUCUUAUACGGAGGAUACUUGCCAAUUGAUAAACUGAGGAAUAGUUCCUGCAUAUAGUUUUAUGAACAUACAUUUUACAGAAGUUGCAACAUAGAUGGGGAUCAUCACUCGAAGUUCUGGUGGUAGAAAACCGAGUGAAAUUAUGAGGUUUUUUGUGACAACUUUUAUUGGUAUAGUUUUCGGAUUCUUUAUAGGAGUAUCAGUUCCAACAUUGUCAAUAACAAAGUUGAAUCUCCCAUCUGGCCUGCUUCCCUCCAUCGAUCUUUCCUACAUCGAAGACAGAUAUACAGGUCGCCAAGCAUGGACUUUUAUGAAUAAUGGUAACAAGAGAAGUUCAUCUCAAGUUCAAGCAUUAAAUGAUACAUCAAAGAUUUGGGUUCCAUCAAAUCCAAGAGGUGCAGAAAGAUUACCUCCUGGUAUUGUUGAAGCUGAGUCGGACUUUUAUCUGCGUAGAUUGUGGGGUAAGCCCAGUGAGGAUCUAACGUCCAAGCCAAAUUAUCUUGUAACCUUCACUGUUGGCUAUGAGCAGAAAAAUAAUAUUGAUGCAGCCGUGAAAAAGUUUUCUGGGAAUUUUACUGUCCUUCUGUUUCACUAUGAUGGCCGAACAACUGAAUGGGAUGAGUUUGAAUGGUCAAAGCGGGCUAUUCAUGUGAGUGCUCGCAAACAGACCAAAUGGUGGUAUGCCAAGCGGUUUCUGCAUCCUGACAUUGUUGCACCAUAUGACUAUAUAUUCAUAUGGGAUGAAGACUUGGGUGUUGAGCACUUCGAUGCAGAAGAGUACUUAAAACUGGUGAGGAAGCACGGCUUGGAGAUUUCACAGCCUGGUUUGGAACCUAAUAAGGGCUUGACAUGGCAAAUGACAAAAAGAAGAGGUGAUCGUGAAGUCCACAAAGUGACAGAGGAGAAACCAGGAUGGUGUUCUGAUCCUCAUCUGCCUCCUUGUGCAGCAUUUGUUGAAAUUAUGGCUCCAGUGUUUUCGCGUGAUGCAUGGCGCUGCGUGUGGCAUAUGAUUCAGAAUGACUUGGUCCACGGGUGGGGUCUUGAUUUUGCUCUUAGAAGAUGUGUGGAGCCUGCACAUGAGAAGAUUGGAGUUGUUGAUUCUCAGUGGAUUGUUCACCAAGGUCUUCCCUCUCUAGGGAAUCAGGGUGAAUCUCAAACAGGAAAAGCACCAUGGCAGGGGGUGAGGGAGAGGUGCAGAAAGGAGUGGACCAUGUUUCAGACUCGGCUGGCAAAUGCAGAAGACGCGUAUUACAAGUCCAUAGGAAUUGAUACAUCUAAUUCCACUGCUCAUUAGGGGUACCACAGCCAAACUUGACUUGUACACAGAUAUCAUUUACACUUACUACUAGGCUUAGAUUUUUUUCUUCCUUAGAAAAAGGUAUUAUUCCUUUGCAAUCACAGUCUAGAGUUCUAGCUAGGGAUCAAAUAUCAAUUUCACAGACCAUCGCUGUACCUAAACUGAAUUAAUCAAGUGAAGAAAAUUGAUAUUGCGGCAUGAGUCGAUUGUGACAUGAUCCAACUC